Messenger RNA from Schistosoma guineensis, 1982 nucleotides. The record is from the annotation of a GenBank genome assembly. Lineage: Eukaryota; Metazoa; Platyhelminthes; Trematoda; Strigeidida; Schistosomatidae.
UGCAUGAGACGCUUAGAGCAAUACAAAAUCAUGACGACGUAAUGGAGUUUGGAUCUGGCCUAGACAAGGUUUUGAAACAAGAAGUCGCAGUCAUUUAUGGAAACAAAGUCAGAGAAUUACAUGCGCUUGAGCACAAUCAUUUUUCAAGGAAUGUAACAGAAGCUGACUCGUUCAAAAGUUUAGCUAGUCUUUUGGAUUUACUAGGUGAACGUUCGGCAAAAGCUCAAACGUUACCUGGACCUGUGACGUCCUAUACGAAGUUCAGGGAUUCGAACCAGACAAUUUUUUUAUUAUCUGAUAUUCCUUCAAAAAAAAUUUUAGGUUUCUUAAAAACAGGUAGGAAGCGUCUUUUUGUGCAUGACAGAAGAGGCGUUUGUGUCGAAUGUGUGCCUUUAUGUGUUUUGGAUUUCUACGUACAUGAAGCACAUCAGAGGAAAGGUUGUGGAAAAAAGUUGUUUGACUUUAUGCUUAAAUAUGAAAAUAUUAAUCCUUCUUGUUUGGCUAUUGAUUUUCCUUCGAAAAAAAUGUUACAAUUUUUACAAAAACAUUAUCAAUUAAAAAAUCCAAUUUUUUCAUCAAAUAAUUUUGUUGUUUAUUCAAGAUUUUUUGAUCAAAUUUUUUAUGAUACAUUAAACAUUGAAAAACAUUCUACUAUUCCAUGUGAAUUAUCAUCUAUUAUUCAAAUUUGGGAUACAGAAGGUUUAAUUCAUAAAAGAAAGAUGAAUCCUCUUGUCAAUCAUUCUUAUCAUAAACCUAAUAAUAAUAAUAAUAAUAAAAAUAAUAAUCACUAUGGCAACACAAUAACCAUGGAUGAACAACCAAAGUUAAAUGAUCAAAUUCAUAUUCAUAAUAAAACAUUAACUAAUCAACAAGUGAAUGAAUUACAUAGAACUAUCAAUGAUCAAAUACCUAUACCUAUGAUAGAUAUGAAGUUAUGUAAUAAUAGUAAUAAUAAUAAUAAUACAUUAACAAGUGUUUAUGAUGUAUCUAAAAUAGAUAAUGGAAAUAUUAAAUUAAAACAACAUCUUAAUGAGUUAAAACCUAUGGAUCAUCAUCAUAAUGGAGUGAAGACAUUAGGACUAUUACAUAAUGUAUAUGAUAAUGUUAAUAGAUCUACAACACAAAAGAAAUCGACUAGUUCCAUUAUGACCACCAAUUCAGAAAUGUUUAAUUAUCGUUCAUACGAAUUAAAAAAUCGUUCUAAACAAACUUACUCUUAUAUAAAUGCUGUACGUAAUCAUAAUUGUCAUACAAGAUUGUGGUAACUUGCUUGAGCCGAAACAAUGUCUAUCUAUAUUCAUACAAUAGACUGACAGUGUUACGCAAUCCACAGUGACACUGACAUUUAUAAACUGAAAAAAGAUUCCAGAUAUAUAUUGACAAACUUCAAUAGUCAUUCAUUUAAUCACAGUUAAACAAUGAUGUAAUACUUUAUACUUGAUAAUUCCAUCUAUCUCUUUGUAUCUUCUGACAUUUGUGGUCGAAUUCAAUUGACUAUCAUCAUAACUACCUGUCUAAUCUUUUGAAUUCUUCAUGUCCCUUUAUUUUUUCUCGUUCCAAAUUUACUUCACUGGAUUGUAUUACUUGAAUAACAACUUCAAACCGUAAUCUUUCCGAUUACUGCUUAUACUUUUAUUACCUUUACCACUAUAAGAUUUGAAUCGACAAUUGUAUCUCUGUGCUAAUGUACUAUUGGCAACUCGAACUGAUAGACAUACGUACGAAGUUCUACGUUGUUACUGACUGACUGACUGAUUGGCUACCUGUAAAUAUAACUUUAUUGAUUAUAAUGGUAAAACGAAUGUAAUUGAUCCGUGGUAUUUCUUAAAAAAAAGGAAAAAGUUUCUUCAGUUUGCCUGCUACUUUGCUUUUCUAUUCCAUUUUGAUUUAAUUUUUGCUUUUUUUUCCAUUUUAAAUGGUUAUUGUUAAGAUUAUUAUUAUUAUUAUUAUUAUUAUUCAUAGUAUAAUCUUUGUUUCCAUCA